This is a messenger RNA of Blastomyces gilchristii SLH14081, 264 nucleotides long. RefSeq lists its product as uncharacterized. The transcript has a single exon. Lineage: Eukaryota; Fungi; Ascomycota; Eurotiomycetes; Onygenales; Ajellomycetaceae. Bases 1 to 264 code for a protein of 87 amino acids. The record is from RefSeq and is a predicted model, not a curated record.
AUGAUAACCCACGAUAACCAGGCCACCGAGUGUGCCUAUAUGAUAACCAUGAUAACCCACGAUAACCAGGCCACCGAGUGUGCCUAUAUGAUAACCACAAUAAUCCAUGAUAACCAGGCCACCGAGUGUGCCUAUAUGAUAACCACAAUAACUCACGAUAAUCAGACCACUGAGUGUGCCUAUAUGAUAACCAUGAUAACCCAUGAUAACCAGGCCACUGAGUGUGCCUAUAUGAUAACCACAAUAACAAUAACAAUAAAAUGA